Monomorium pharaonis (pharaoh ant) is the source of this 741-nucleotide messenger RNA. Its product is annotated as neurogenic locus Notch protein-like. NCBI's taxonomy places the organism in Eukaryota, Metazoa, Arthropoda, Insecta, Hymenoptera, Formicidae. Gene Ontology annotation, molecular function: calcium ion binding. The transcript is spliced from 4 exons. Gene Ontology annotation, cellular component: plasma membrane; protein-containing complex. Gene Ontology annotation, biological process: establishment or maintenance of epithelial cell apical/basal polarity; heterophilic cell-cell adhesion. The record is from RefSeq and is a predicted model, not a curated record. The coding region runs from base 1 to 741 and encodes 246 amino acids.
AUGAAGCCUCGUGCUCAUUACGUCACGGACUUUACUCCGUUGAUACCCCAACGUGACGUGACGGAUGCGAAUAUCGAAUUAGUAUGUUAUAAUAUAAGCACGUUUAUUAUUUUUGUUUGUAUUGUAUCUCACUAUUUAAUAUUUUAUCACGCAAAACAUAAAAUAACUGAGAUUUUUGUCAUUAUUACAGGUUUCGUGUCGUGUUCGCCGAGCCCUUGUAAAAACGGAGGACUUUGCGUGUCGUCGCCACGUGACGAAUCACAUUGCAACUGCACAUCAAAAUACGUGGGAGAAUACUGUCAACAUCUGAAUCCAUGUCAUACGGCGUUGCGCUGCCAAAACGGCGGCUCAUGCAGGGUACGCGAGGGCAUCGGCGGUGGCACACCAUCCUUCACGUGUGCAUGUCCGGUCGGUUUUACCGCCAGCCUUUGCGAAAUCCCUAUCGAGAAUGCCUGCGACUCCUCACCCUGCUUCAACGGUGCCACAUGUAAUCUCAGGUCGUUGCACGAAUACAUGUGCAUGUGCAGUAACGGAUUCACAGGUGACCAUUGCGAGCGAAAGGAUCACUGUGCCUCGUCGCCCUGUCGAAAUGGGGCCGAGUGUCUCUCGCUCGAGGACAGCUACAAGUGCACGUGUGCACCUGGCUUCACAGGACCAAAUUGCGCGGACGACAUCGACGAGUGUGAGAGGAACCCGUGCAGACACGGUACCUGCAGGAAUACCCACGGAUCUUACAGGUAA